Messenger RNA from Geosmithia morbida, 1128 nucleotides. RefSeq names its product actin. Lineage: Eukaryota; Fungi; Ascomycota; Sordariomycetes; Hypocreales; Bionectriaceae. Bases 1 to 1128 code for a protein of 375 amino acids. The transcript is spliced from 6 exons. The record is from RefSeq and is a predicted model, not a curated record.
AUGGAGGAGGAAGUCGCCGCCCUCGUCAUCGACAAUGGUUCGGGUAUGUGCAAGGCCGGUUUCGCCGGUGACGAUGCUCCCCGAGCGGUUUUCCCUUCCAUUGUCGGUCGCCCCCGUCACCAUGGUAUCAUGAUCGGUAUGGGUCAGAAGGACUCCUACGUCGGCGAUGAGGCUCAGUCCAAGCGUGGUAUCCUGACUCUCCGCUACCCCAUCGAGCACGGUGUCGUGACCAACUGGGACGACAUGGAGAAGAUCUGGCACCACACCUUCUACAACGAGCUCCGUGUCGCUCCCGAGGAGCACCCCGUUCUCCUUACUGAGGCUCCCAUCAACCCCAAGUCCAACCGUGAGAAGAUGACCCAGAUUGUCUUCGAGACCUUCAACGCCCCCGCCUUCUACGUCUCCAUCCAGGCCGUCCUGUCUCUGUACGCCUCUGGUCGUACCACGGGUAUCGUCCUCGACUCCGGUGAUGGUGUCACCCACGUUGUCCCCAUCUACGAGGGUUUCGCUCUCCCCCACGCUAUCGCCCGUGUCGACAUGGCUGGUCGUGACCUUACCGACUACCUCAUGAAGAUCCUGGCCGAGCGCGGCUACACCUUCUCCACCACUGCCGAGCGUGAAAUCGUCCGUGACAUCAAGGAGAAGCUCUGCUACGUCGCCCUUGACUUCGAGCAGGAGAUCCAGACUGCCGCCCAGUCCUCCAGCCUCGAGAAGUCGUACGAGCUCCCCGACGGUCAGGUCAUCACCAUUGGCAACGAGCGCUUCCGUGCUCCUGAGGCUCUCUUCCAGCCUUCGGUCCUUGGUCUUGAGAGCGGUGGUAUCCACGUCACCACUUUCAACUCCAUCAUGAAGUGCGACGUUGAUGUCCGCAAGGACCUCUACGGCAACAUUGUCAUGUCUGGUGGUACCACCAUGUACCCCGGUCUCUCCGACCGUAUGCAGAAGGAGAUCACUGCUCUUGCUCCUUCCUCUAUGAAGGUCAAGAUCAUUGCCCCCCCCGAGCGCAAGUACUCCGUCUGGAUCGGUGGUUCCAUUCUCGCCUCCCUGUCCACCUUCCAGCAGAUGUGGAUCUCCAAGCAGGAGUACGACGAGAGUGGUCCCUCCAUCGUCCACCGCAAGUGCUUCUAA